AUGCAGUCCCUGGCAGGAAAGCAUUGCUUCAUCUCGGGCGGCAGCCGGGGCAUAGGAUUAGCCAUUGCCAGACUCUUCGCCGCCCAAGGAGCAGGGUGCACUCUUAUCGGACGUGAUGAAGACACUCUCCUCAGUGCUGCGAAUUCUCUACACCGACAGGAAGGUUCUUCACAGCAGCAUUAUACAACCGCCUUCGACGUUUCAACUCAAAAUGGCUGGGAAAAACUGAUAUCCGAUUCCAAAUUACAAACCUGUGAUAUUCUCGUCAACGCUGCUGGCGUUUCCCAAAACUCUUUCUUAUUCAACACUAGCAGAUUAGACGUGACUGAGAUCAUUGCCACUAACCUCACUGGUACCAUAUGGGGUUGUAAACACUUCAUACCCAAGAUGAUGAAGCAGAGAAAGGGCAAGUUGAUUACACGUUGUAUUAUUAACGUGGCUAGUCUGCUAGCUACUCACGGGGGACGGGGGGCAAGCGUUUAUGCCGCGUCAAAAGCCGGCGUCGUUGGUCUAACGCGAUCUCUGGCCUGGGAAGUAGGCCGGUUUGGCAUUCGUGCCAAUGUCCUCCUGCCCGGAUAUAUCCAGACCGAUAUGACGAAAGGCUCGGCAGGCAUGGAUCGGAAAAAUGAGCUAUCUGCUCUCAUCCCUCUUGGACGACUCGGUUUGGUCGAAGAGGUGGCAACUGCUGCAUUAUUCCUAGCCCAAAAUUCCUACGCACACAACUGCGUGCUCAAUAUCGACGGAGGCUUAAGUGCAACAUAA
Molecule: messenger RNA, 762 nt
Organism: Daldinia childiae
Lineage: Eukaryota; Fungi; Ascomycota; Sordariomycetes; Xylariales; Hypoxylaceae
Product: 3-oxoacyl-[acyl-carrier-protein] reductase FabG
Exons: 5
Coding region: 1-762 (253 amino acids)
Molecular function (GO): oxidoreductase activity, acting on the CH-OH group of donors, NAD or NADP as acceptor
Source: RefSeq, a predicted model, not a curated record